This is a messenger RNA of Eutrema salsugineum, 1334 nucleotides long. RefSeq names its product ELL-associated factor 2. Gene Ontology annotation, molecular function: transcription elongation factor activity. Lineage: Eukaryota; Viridiplantae; Streptophyta; Magnoliopsida; Brassicales; Brassicaceae. Bases 189 to 1175 code for a protein of 328 amino acids. Gene Ontology annotation, biological process: regulation of transcription elongation by RNA polymerase II; positive regulation of DNA-templated transcription. Gene Ontology annotation, cellular component: super elongation complex. The record is from RefSeq and is a predicted model, not a curated record. The transcript is spliced from 4 exons.
UAUCGGAUCCGAAAUUCUGAUCCCGGAUUCGUUUCUCUGCCUUAAAGAAAAACCCUACGUGAGCAGCGCCAGUUCUUCUGGGUCUUCCUCAUUUGCGAAACGGAGAGAGAGACCUCGGGUUUCGUGAGUUUGAAUCAUCGUCUUCUUAAUGGAUCCACCUUGAUCAAUCGUUGAUCGUCCUCCCGAAGAUGUCGAAUCACUCCAGAGAUGAGCCCAGCACCGCCCCAAAGACAGAUCAAUGGUAUGAUCUGGUCCUGGGUUCCUCUGCCAAGGAUGAUUCCUCCCAUAAGUUCUGCACUUUGCGAUAUGAAUUCAAGCCGGCUUCUAUUGACAAGAAAAGGUCAGGAACUCUGCACAAGAAGAAGGAUAACAGAGUUUCAGUUGAGUUCCAAAAUAACCAACCUGGUAAACCCAAGGUGACAUUUGACGGAAGCAGCGAGGAUUACAAAGAAAACGACGCGGUGCUGUUUUUCGACGGGGAGAAAUUCCGUUUAGAGAGGCUGCAUCGGGCUGUGAAGCAGCUGCGACAUCUUAGGACACCUGGUGAAUCUGCUGCGGCUUCUCAGGCUGGUUCUUUGCCUGUGGAGCAUCGGUUAUCUCCUGUUGGUCGUGCUGCCAAAUCUCCACAAGUGAAUAGAAGCUUUCUUCCGGAUGUGCCUCUGCAGGUUGAGGUGGAAAGAAUCGAAAUUGGCAAGCCAGAGAACUCAGCUGAACCUGUUAUCCCUGAACCUACCGUCUCACCCGUGGAGGAGAAGAACGAUGAUGGAGAAGAAGAACAUCGCGAGAUUGAUAUGGUUGACAUAUUUGGCUCGUUUACACCAGAGAACGAGAAUGCAGACAAUGCACACAAUGCAGACAAUGCGAAUGCUGAUGGUGGAGAAUAUGUGGAGAGCUUAAGCAAGCAACCUAGCAUCAUGGAAGAGGAGAUUGCUGAUGUGGAUGAUGAUAGCGGCGAUGAAGGAGAAAAGGGUCUUAACGCAGCGGAAGCGCUAAGAGCGCAAGUGAACGCAGAGGUACAAAAACGUCAAAGCUCAAGCUCAAGCAGUAGCAGUGGAAGCAGCAGUGGUAGCAGCAGCGGAAGUGACAGUGAUGGUCGGAGCAAAAGCAUAAGCAGCGGAAGUAGUAGCCGUGGAAGCGGAGGGAGUGACGAUGAAGACGAAGUCAACUCCGUGUAACAACAACAACAGUUCCAAGUUCCAACAAUCAUAUGUCAACAAUAUUUCCAAAUUUAAGACGUUGUGUCCGAAUAAUUGCUUUGAAGAUCCGAAAGGGUAAAUUUUUACUUACUAAGAAUGAACUAGCAAAAUAUAAAUGAUAUGGUCCUAGUUUCUAUU